Centruroides sculpturatus (bark scorpion) is the source of this 1621-nucleotide messenger RNA. RefSeq lists its product as uncharacterized. NCBI's taxonomy places the organism in Eukaryota, Metazoa, Arthropoda, Arachnida, Scorpiones, Buthidae. The coding region runs from base 468 to 1565 and encodes 365 amino acids. The record is from RefSeq and is a predicted model, not a curated record. The transcript has 2 exons.
UAAAAACCUGGAAAUAACUGAAUAUUUUUAUCAUUUAAGAAAGAAUGGGUGGUUCAACGACCAGUUUUAUCAGCGGAAGAAACAAACCAUUUCCUGAGGAAAAAUUUUUGAGUUACAUUCAAAUAUUCUAAAUAUUAUGGCGAACGAAUGACGAUCGAGAAGCGCCUUCUAGUGUCGAGUAUACGAAUUAGUAGAUCAUGGCCGAUUGUAAACAUUGGAGGUUGAUCGAUUUCGCUGGAAAUUGACGAAUUUUUAGUUUAUUUCACGUGUUUAAUUUAAAGAAUGUUAAAAUUUGCUGAUAAAUUAACGAUUAUUUAUUUUAUAUUUUAGUUAAAGUAAGUAGAAACAAUCUUUUUAUAUAAAAAUUGUUAAGUGAUUGAAUUAAAAUGCCAAAUCAAACUUUUAUUUGGAAUUGUUUAGCAAUUUUGACACAGGAAUUACUUUUGAUUUGCUAAUAAUUGAACAGGAUGUCAGACGUUAAACAUUACUUGAGAAAGUUGGAUUUUCCUGUUGUAACGACAGAAGCACUUCAUCAGUUACAGAAAAUGAUAUACGAAUCCGCUGGGCAACAGUUAAUUAGAGACAUUUCUGAAGAGUUUAUCUUCUUUGAAUCGGACCGAAGAGGUGCAAGAAGACAGAAAUUGACACCGGUUAAGGAGCUGCAAGUUCUCGAAAGAAUCUGCAGCUACUUCAACGGGCACCAGAACGACCAGAAUAAGAAAACUUUGUUUCUCUACCUCUUCCCGCCGGGUUCCAAGCUGUUGGAGAAGAGAUUGCAGAUUUUGGUACGUCUGGUGUCCAUGGCCAUCUCCAUUGGCAACGGGAGCGUGUUGGCCUGCAUCGGCGUGCUGAUGCAGCAUGUGGGAUGUUCUGCGGAACCUUCCCUGUCCGUGGCCAGGACGGUGGUGAAGGACUAUUUCGGAAUGAUGCCGUCUUGGUCUUCCAACGGCACGCUGAAAAAUUUAUCCUGCGUGGCCCCGUUGUUUUGCGCCAGUCUGACCACGGCGGUGACCCACCUGUACUUUUCUCCGCCCCGCGACAUACUGGAGACUAUACUCGACUGGAUCGUCACCUCUCCGACCGUCUGUUUCAUUCCGUUAAAUCUACCCUCCAAUUACAACUUCAGGCCGCAGACUCCCCUCGUCGGGAUUCUGCAGUGGUGCGUCCUGGAGUCGGUUUCCGAAAAUUCGACUCUCCCGUCCGACGGGAAGGACAAACAGCAGAAGGCCAACAUAUUUUCUAAUUUGCAUCUGGCGGUCCUUCAGAGUAUGAUCAAGAUCUCGCAGACGAAGUCCAACCUCGUUUACGAAGUGAUAUCUCCGGCCAACGUCGUCCACAUUUUAGAAAAACUCGGAGAGAAACUUCAAAACGACGCUUUGCCGUCUCACAGAGUGGAAAUCGCCCUGGACAGAUUCGCCCAGGCCCUACAACUGGCUCUGUCGACGCAGUGCUUACAGACUUCUCAAAUCAAAUCAAACAGACUGUUUGAAAAACUGAAAGAAUUGCCUCACAAUAGGUUGCUUCAUAUUGUAAUUAAAAAAUGGAGUAGUAUAUUGAAAGAUUAAUUUUUAUAAUCUGUACAAACGUUCGAUAUAUACAAAUAAAAUAAAUGUAUUAUAAA